Molecule: messenger RNA, 6118 nt
Organism: Bactrocera dorsalis (oriental fruit fly)
Lineage: Eukaryota; Metazoa; Arthropoda; Insecta; Diptera; Tephritidae
Gene: MICAL-like
Product: MICAL-like protein 1
Exons: 10
Coding region: 849-5540 (1563 amino acids)
Biological process (GO): negative regulation of microtubule depolymerization
Cellular component (GO): microtubule cytoskeleton
Molecular function (GO): protein binding
Source: RefSeq, a predicted model, not a curated record
GCAAACAGUUUGCAGUCAAACGCUUGAAGCCGGUCGAAGACGUGACAUCAUCCAGCGAGUGUUAUUUUACAAGUGUAAACGUGCAACGCGUAGUGAAUUCGUGGCGUAAAAACGCAAAGUUUAAACGCAUUUUAAAGUGUCCAACACGAAAGUAAAAUCAAAAAAAGUUUUCUCUUCAGAAAAUUCUUGUUAAAGCCUUAAGAUUAAGGAUUCCUAUAAAUAUUAAAAAAAGUUUUCGUGCAAAAUCGUUUUUAACGGUACUUAGCAUAGACGAGCUGUUUGAGUGCAAGAAAGCAGGCGCUUGUGUUUACGUCAAUAAAUUGAAGUUGAAUUUUUCGCAAAGAAAUCUUUUUUACGGCAAGGCGAACGUGUAGGAGUGCGAGUAGCUCGAGAGAUAAGCUUUGUUUGUGCAAUUUUCGAGUAGCGUGUUUAACAAAUUGUGUUUGCAAACAAAUAAAUCAGCAAGUUAAGCUCCAAAUCACCUAAUUGCGAAUCUAAUGAAAUUUGUGGUUGAAAACAAAACGGUGGAAAAACAACAAAUUCAGUUGCUGUUUACGUGUUGUUAGUGCAAAUUUAAAUUACGCAAAGAUAAACAAAUUUUAUAAAUAAAGUGUCAAAUAUAUUUGAUAAUAAAUUUCACUGAAAAUCUGCGGUGUUAUCAAAAAGCAAGCUUUUGGCGAUAAAGAAAGAGAUUUCAGGCAACACCGAACUUCAAGAGAGAUAAAUUGCAUUUGAAAAUAUCUUAAGACACCUGUAAACAAACACAGCGAUAUCUAUUUGGUUUACAACAGCAUCAAAAAAAUUCUGAAAUUUUUUAAAAACUUGAAAACAACACAAAAAUAAACAAAAUGGGCGAACGACGUGGUACAAAAGCUUUGGAAUUAUGGUGCAGACGUAUGACCGAGGGCUAUCCAGGUGUCAAAAUCGAUAAUAUGACCACAUCAUGGCGAGAUGGUUUGGCCUUUUGCGCUAUGAUACAUCACUUCCGCCCAGAUUUAAUUGAAUUCGACAAACUCAACAAAGCCGAUGUGUAUUACAACAAUGAAUUGGCCUUCACCACCGCGGAGAAAUACUUGGGAAUCCCUGCCUUAUUGGAUGCUGUCGAUAUGGCUACCUAUGAAGUGCCAGACAGAUUAUCAAUACUCACUUAUCUGUCACAAUUCUAUCAAGUAUUUGCCGCACAAGAUUCCCCCAACAGACUGAAACGUCCAUCGUCAGCAGCAUCCGCGGAAAAGACGCAAAUUACGAAGGCAGCUGGACCACCGCCAAAGAUGGCGCACGUUGUCGGCGUACCCAAGCGAGAUCCGUGCCAAAAAUGUCAGUUGCCUGUCUUUCUCGCCGAACGCCUAUUGGUCGGCAAGAAAGUUUAUCAUCGCACGUGUUUGAAGUGUGCGCGUUGCGGCUCACAACUGACACCAGGCAGCUUCUAUGAGACCGAGGUGGAUGGUGAAUACUGUUGUGAGACGUGCCCCGACGAGGAGGUGCAAUUGAAUGCCACCGGCGCUAGCGGUGAGGAUCUAGCCGUCGGUGGUGUGCAAUUGCGGCAGACAAGUGCAGAGCAAACACCAACGAGCAGCAGGCUCAAUGCAGCGCUGCCGAAGAACGUGCGCAGCUCCAUAGCCGACCGUUUGGCAUUCUUCGAGCAAACGAAGAAGGAUGCUGGCGCUGGUGCCAGUGGUAGCAGUGAAGCAGCAACGAGCAGCAAAUUUUUGCUACAGAAAAGCGUGUCGGACGAAGAGAAAAGCAAGAGUCUGCAACGCAUGGAAGCGCCAACAACGUCGACGUACAAAAUGAACAGCGCGCUUAGUAGCUUUCUCAAUGACACCAUCGAUGGUGAGGGCGAUGAUGGCGAGAGUCUAACCCAUACGGCGGAGAGUAAAUCGGGCAACGAGACACAAAUGGAGACUUCCGAUACCGAAAAUGAUACCGAUGCCGAAACAAGUUUGGAAGACGUAGCGCCAGCAUUGCCCAAGACACAGCCGCCAAAGGUCACACCGGCGGGUAGUGAUACUGAGAAAGAGAAAGCGCAGCAACCAAACGCAGAUAAUAGAAGAUUCACAGCUACUGCACAACUACAACUGGCAACAACAAGCAAGGAUGCGCAGAAGACAGCAAGCGUUGAGUCUCCUAAACAGACAGCAACACCAAGUGGCAGCAGCACUGGCACACCCAUCGCGAAGAAGAGAACACAUGUGGAGCUGAAUUUGACAACAACAAAAACAGUGGAAGACACCACCGCAGCUCCUUCUCCAGCACAUGCCGAACAACAAGCGGAUAAUGCCAACAACAAUGACCAACACAAGAACCUUUUGAAGCGCAUCGCUACAGAUGAGCCUGAACAAACAGCGCAAACAAGCCUAACAGCAACAAAUAACUUAGAUUUAAGUGAACCUAAUUCUAAUGAAGAUGUUACCAAAGACCAAAAUGCAGAUACGAACGUAAUUGCGGCAACAACAGCAGCAAAAACCACUACGUCAACAACUGAGAAGCUCGAAACACUGCGUGCCAACCUACGGGAAUUGGACACAGAGAGCGGCACGGAGCAUAUGGACACGUCCGUGGAGAAGCCUGUUGAAAUGCGCAUAAAGUCACUGGAGUCGCCGGAGGAUGUGGCCACCACCGAACGACUCAGUGUGGUGCGUGCGCGUCUGCAACAAUUCGAAGUAAUUGCAAACAAACGUAAUAAUAACGCUAAUGAAGAGAAGCAAGCCGAUAAUGAUAUGCGUAAUGAUAAUAAUACAACACUAAACACUGAAGAUAAGCUAAGUGAACCUGAAACCGAUAAUACUAAUAUUGAUAGCGAUAAGAAAAUAAUGAAUGCGGGCCCCGAAGUGGCCAACAAAACGGUUGCGCAGGUCACCACGCCCCCAGCCACACCCACAAGCAAUGCAGCAAGUGCAACUGAAAGUUUGACUAAAGUAAAUCUCGAAGACGAAGCGAAAUUACGAGCAAUGGAAACGGAGAAGGCUGACAAAAUCGAAACUAAAGCAAAGGAGAUCAAGGAAUCGCUUGCGAAUGAAGUGCCUUUAGAAGCGGAAACAGUAAAAGACAAUAAUUUAGUAUUAGACGCAGCGGAGUCGGAACAAAAAACACUAGCGGCAGCACCGCGUAUAGAAAUAAGCGUAGUAGAGACCAGCGAAGAUGCAACAAUGGAGGAUACACAAACAAAACUGGAUAUGUCAAGCACUGUUGACGCGCCCAAAGCAAUGGUGGAUGCGUCCAGUAAAGUCGACGACGUUACAACAGCGGAAAACCAAUUGGCAACUACACCCAGCAAAGUUAGCACCGAAGCAUAUCCCGAAGACUUGAAUCCAUUCAAAUCCGAAGACGAAGAUGACGACGACGGCGUUGCGAACAAGGAAAAUCUACAAAAAGAACAAGUGGCAUUGAGAACACCACAACCUCGUGUUAGUGCCAGCGCAGUCACCAAAUCAGCGGAGAAAACGCAAAAUCUCAAUCCUUUCGAUAGCUCCGAUGACGAGAUCGAGCUGGAGAAGUCGUCAUCACGUAACUCUACGGCCGCCUCGACACCCACAGGCGGUAAAGUACCGCCACCACGUCCACCACCACCGCGCAUAUCGCGCAAUCCGUUCGGCGAAGAGGGCGAUGAGGAGGCCGCCGCGCAAUUUUCACGUCGUUCCAGCUUGUCGUCAUCGCUGACGAAGAAGACGCCAGUACCAACGCCGCGCACCAAUAUAUCACAAUCACAAAAUCCCACACCGGAACCCACGCCACGCCUCAGCAACAAAUCCGCACAAUCCAUCUCACCGUACAUUCUGCAAAAUUCCAGCGAUUACUAUGGCAGCGCCAAUUCGCUCGGCAGCACACCGCAGAGCCUGCAACGCAACACGGAUGUGCGCGGCUCCAAUAAUUCGCUGACUUCGUCCGCGGGUGGCACAAUACGUUCGCGCAAAUCACGCAAAGCGCCCGCGCCGCCUACGCCGCUCGCCAAGGAAUUAUUCCCAACAGCCACACCACCACCACCGCCAUCGGUGACGAGCGUCAACGCCAACAUCACCAGCGAUCGCCAGACCGACAGCUCCAAAGCAUCCACACCCAGUUCCAGCACUGUCGGCACACCGAAGCUAGGUCGUAAGAAACGACCCGCUCCAGCGCCACCAAAACCCGCGCGUCUCGAUCCCAGUUUGCUACCCACAGAUCCGCCAGCAGCAGCAACAACACAGCACACAAAUGGUACGGCGCCAAAAAACUCGCUUAAUUACCCUCUGCAAAGUGAAACAUCCGACUCGAAGCUAUCCGACGAAGAGAAAGCUUUGUUGGAGGGUAACAAACAGUUGUCCAUGGACAGCAUGCGCUCGACGACAGGCGUCGACGAUGAGUUGUGCACGAGUCACGAGAGUCGGCGCAGCUCACGUCGUCUCAUACCGCUCGAUGCGAGCCUCUUGCUGGAUGAUGAGGACGAACACUUGAAUGCGCACGCCAACGCGGAUGGCGACGGCAGCGGCAAGUGUGAUGAUGCGAAACAGAAGCAACAACUAUUGCGUUAUAGUGAGCAAGAGGAGACAAAUGUCGUGUAUCGACGUGUCAUUGUGCCGCCCAGCCUAGAGACGCCGACACGCGAGUCGAAUCCAUUGCUCGACAGCGGCUCGCACGAUCGCCAAUUGGAGAAAAUGAAAGAUAACAAAGAGGCGCAGAAUCGCAAUCGGCAAUCACAAAUUUCCGCUUCAUCCGGCGCGGAGGACUGUGACAUCACCGCGACGCCAUACAACAAAUCAGCGCAUGGCAAAUGGAAGCGUCGCAAAGGUCCAGCGCCCGCGUUGCCCAUACCGCCGCGUAAGGUGUUGCAAAUGUUGCCGCUACAAGAGAUACGCCACGAAUUGGACAUUAUUGAAGUGCAGCAACAGGGGCUCGAGAAGCAGGGUGUUAUUUUGGAGAAAAUGAUACGCGAUCGCUGUGAGGGGCAAAAUGGUGAGCUCUUGGGCGCCAACGCCGCAGUGGAGGAUGCAACCGACGGCAAGAAGCCGAGCACAAGUGGCGGCGCGGAGGGUGUGCAGAAUUCGAAGGAGGUCGAGGAUCUCAUACUGCAGCUGUUCGAGCUGGUCAACGAGAAGAACGAACUGUUUCGUCGACAAGCCGAACUCAUGUACCUACGCCGCCAACAUCGCUUGGAACAGGAGCAAGCCGAUUUAGAGUAUGAAAUACGAGUGCUGAUGGCGCAACCCGAACGCAAUAAAACCGACUCGGAUAAAGCGCGUGAAGAAACGCUCAUAGCACGUUUGGUUGAGGUGGUACAGUUGCGUAAUGAGGUCGUGGAGUGUCUGGAAAUGGAUCGACUGCGCGAAGCCGAGGAAGAUUUGAGCAUUAAACAACGCUUAGAACUGCAUACCGCGCAGCGUGAAGAAGACACCGAUUCACGCAAAAUCACAGCCAAACUUUCCAAAAAGGAGAAGAAGAAACAGAAGGAGUCGAAAAAGCUGAGCAAAAGCAAGAAAAUCGAUGCGGACAAGGACGCUGAUGAAUCCGAGCUAAAUAUGGAUAAGCAGAAAUUGAAGAAGAAAAAGAAGAAAUUUCUCUUUUAAACCCGACUGAGACGAGUUCCGGCCGUUCAAUUAAGCGUACGCCUUGCAGCCGCCUUGUGAUAAUAUUAUGACAAAAUUAUUUUCGAAAAAACUGAUUUACUUGCGUUAAAAUGGUAGUUUCAAACACAGCAGCGUGUUUAAAAAAGCGACUACAGAAAUGUCUUCACGCUCGCACAGCCAAGAAAUGAAUUCCAUGCUCGUAAUAUUUAUUUCACUUUUAUUAUUUUUUUCAAACAUUCAUUGGCUUUAAUUAAAUUAUAAAUGAGAUGAUGAACUAUUUUCAAAUUUUAUUUUUGUAUUCAUUCCUAACCUGAAAUCUCAGCAUUUGCACUUUUAAAGGCCUGUCUUCAUAUUAUUUUUAUUAUUAUUAUUAUUUUUUAAUACAAAGAAAUGAAAAAUGGAUUACUAAGCAAAACUAUUUUUAAAACUUACACACGUACAUAUAUACACACACAGUGUUACUUGCGUAAUGUUAAUUAAAUCUAAGCUUACCUAUACAUAUACAUAUAUAUAUUAAACAAAUAUUUUGCAUGUAUUAUACUGUUAAAUUAAACUAAACAUAAAAACAUACAAACACA